ACCCGCUGAGUCGCACAUCAACCGCGCGCGAGUCGACCGCCUCCGACGCCGCUUACUUCCGCGUUCAGACGCUUUCGCCCCGUAAACAUUAACGUUAAAUGUUAUUGAAUCAAUUAACAGCAAUUCAUUUGGAUACGUGAGAUGACCAGCGACUAAGAUUACUUGAUUCCCAUUAUGGCUUCUUCAAAAUAUGGACACUACUUGGCAGUUUUGUUAACAAUAACACAGUUCGCGUCGUACUACUGUGAUCCAGAGGUCUAUUAUGAGAAACAGCGAUACGAUGGCUGGUUCAACAAUAGAGCUUACCCCGACUGGGGUUCUGUUGGUAGCCGCCUCACGAGGAAGACGCCAGCGUCAUAUGCUGACGGUGUUUAUAUGAUGGCAGGAGUAGAUCGCCCUGGUGCCAGAACAUUAUCAAAGUUGUUCAUGAGAGGGCAGGAUGGAUUGCCGUCUCUAGUUAACAGAACUGCUUUACUUGCCUUCUUUGGUCAGAUAGUAACUGGCGAGAUAGUGAUGGCGUCUGAAUCAGGGUGCCCUAUAGAGCAACAUCGUAUACCAGUUGAAAAAUGUGAUCAUAUGUAUGACCCUGAUUGCCAAGGAGCAAUGUACAUGCCCUUCCAUAGGGCAGCGUAUGACAGAUCAACUGGACAAAGCCCCAACAGCCCUAGAGAACAGAUAAAUCAAAUUACGUCCUGGAUCGACGGUAGCUUCGUGUACAGCACCAGUGAAGCCUGGGUGAAUGCUAUGAGGUCAUUUCAGAAUGGGAGCCUUGCGAGUGAAGGUGGUAUGCCAUUACGUAAUAAGAAGCGAGUGCCUCUAUUCAAUAAUCCCGUACCUCACUACAUGAGAAUGCUCAGCGCUGAAAGACUUUUCUUGUUAGGAGAUCCGCGCACGAAUCAAAAUCCAGCAAUGGUAACGUUUGGCAUCCUGUUGAUGAGGUGGCACAACGUCGUAGCAGCUCGCAUUCACAAACAACACCCUGACUGGAGUGACGAACAGCUGUUCUUGCGAGCAAGACGAAUAGUUAUAGCCAGUUUGCAGAAUAUAAUCCUCUACGAAUACGUGCCAGCAUUUCUAGGAGUAUCAAUUCCUUCAUAUACCGGGUACAAAGCCGAAGUAGCCCCUGGAAUAACCCACGCCUUCGCAGUGGCUGCUUUUCGCUUUGGCCAUACCCUCGUACCGCCAGCUAUAUUACUAAGGAACAGAAACUGCAAAUAUGGUAGAGCACCCGGUGGCCAUGAUGCCAUUAGAUUAUGUCAAACCUGGUGGGAUGGUAAUGAUGUUAUGUCCCAAGUGCCAAUAGAGGAGGUACUGAUGGGCAUGGCCUCGCAGUUAUCGGAACGUGAGGAUGCUCUCCUGUGUUCAGAUGUACGGGAUAAUCUAUUUGGACCAAUGGAAUUUUCUCGGAGAGAUCUUGGUGCAUUAAAUAUAAUGAGAGGUCGUGAUAAUGGUCUGCCAGAUUACAACACUGCCAGGCAGUACUUUGGUCUUCCAAAAAUAAGAACGUUCAAUGAAAUAAACCCUCAGCUUUUCGAAAAUAAUCCAGAUCUUCUUCAAAAACUAAUUCAAAUAUAUGAAGGAAGACUUGACAACAUCGAUGUUUAUAUUGGUGGAAUGUUGGAAUCGACAGGACAUCCGGGGGAACUAUUUAGAGCUAUUAUCACUGAUCAAUUCACAAGAAUACGAGAUGCGGAUAGAUUUUGGUUUGAAAACGAAGCCAAUGGAAUUUUUACAGCAGAUGAAAUCAAGGAACUUCGUCGCAUCACUUUGUGGGAUAUAAUAGUCAAUAGUACUGCAGUAGGACCGAAUGACAUCCAGAGAGAUGUUUUCCAUUGGAAAGAUGGAGACCCAUGUCGACAACCCUAUCAAUUGAAUGCCUCCAAAUUACCUCCUUGCAAAUAUCUCAAAGGCUAUGAUUACUUUGAGGGCAACGAAUUUGCAUAUAUCUACACAUGUUUGAUUCUUGUUUUUGUACCAAUACUGUGUGCCGGUGCUGGAUAUGGUGUUGUGAAGCUUCAAAAUAGUCGUCGUCGUCGGCUCAAAAUACAACAAGAACAUUUAAAGAACGGUGGUGAACAGAAAGGCUCAGUCGAUAAAAUGGUUUGUCGCGAGUGGGUUCAUGCUUCGCACAAAAGACUUGUCAAACUUCGGCUGGGACCAGAAUCUGCUCUUCAUGUAACCGAUCGUAAAGGCGACAAACUACGCACUUUGUCAUUGGAGCACACUGAUCAACUAACUGUUUUGGAAAGCCAGGAAAGCAGAACUAACAAGAGGCCUUUAGUUUUAAUAAGAGUACCACGCGAGCACGACCUUGUACUAGAAAUGGAUUCAGUAGCUUCAAGGCGUAAAUUUUUAGUGAAACUAGAUACAUUUUUGUCUCAGCAUAAAAAAGCUUUAAAUCUUACUCAGGGUCAUCGAGAUCAAAUUUUAUCAUCAGCCGAAACGAGAGAGAGACGACAACGUAAGUUAGAACAUUUCUUCCGUGAAGCUUAUGCUAUUACAUUUGGUUUAAAACCCGGAGAAAAGCGAAGAAGAAACGAAGAUUCUGAUCCAGAGUCUAUAGUUAUGAGAACAUCGUUAUCAAAGAGUGAAUUCGCUAGUGCACUUGGAAUGAAAGCGGAUGCAGUUUUUGUAAAAAAAAUGUUUAACAUAGUAGAUAAGGAUGGCGACGGAAGAAUUUCAUUUCAAGAAUUUCUCGAUACUGUCGUCUUAUUUUCUCGUGGAGCAACUGAUGAUAAACUUAGAAUUAUAUUCGAUAUGUGUGAUAACGAUCGUAACGGUGUUAUUGAUAAGGAAGAGCUGAGUGAGAUGCUGCGUUCUUUAGUUGAGAUAGCAAGAACGACAUCCUUAAAAGACGAACAUGUCACUGAACUCAUAGAUGGAAUGUUUUCUGAUGCUGGACUACAACAUAAAGAUCACCUAACGUAUUCAGAUUUUAAAGUUAUGAUGAAAGAAUAUAAGGGAGAGUUUGUUGCUAUUGGGUUAGACUGUAAAGGCGCUAAACAGAACUUUUUGGAUACCUCAACCAAUGUAGCAAGAAUGACUAGUUUUCAUAUUGAACCACCGAUGGAUCAAACUAGACACUGGUUCCUUUUAAAAUGGGAUUACUUAACAACAUUUUUGGAAGAAAACAGACAAAACAUAUUUUACCUUUUUGUAUUUUACGUGGUCACGAUUGGAUUAUUUGUGGAACGAUUUGCUCAUUACUCCUUUAUGUCUGAGCAUUUGGACUUAAGACACAUAAUGGGUGUCGGUAUUGCUAUCACACGAGGAUCUGCAGCAUCAUUAUCUUUCUGCUACAGUUUGCUGUUAUUGACGAUGUCAAGAAAUUUAUUAACGAAAUUAAAGGAAUUCAGUAUUCAGCAAUACAUUCCUUUGGAUUCAAGUAUUCAAUUUCACAAGAUUGUGGCCUGCACAGCACUUUUCUUUUCUCUACUUCAUACAGCUGGGCAUCUGGUAAACUUCUAUCACGUAUCCACACAACCAGUUGAAAACUUAAGAUGUUUGACUAAAGAGGUUCACUUCACUUCUGAUUUUAGACCUGGUAUUACUUACUGGGUGUUCCAAACAGUCACUGGUAUAUCGGGAGUUCUUUUAUUUAUAAUAAUGUGCAUUAUAUUCGUGUUUGCCCAUCCUGUGAUCCGCAAGAGGGCCUAUCCUUGGUUCUGGCGCGCUCACUCACUGCAUGUUGCACUAUACGCAUUGUGUCUUGUACAUGGACUGGCGAGGCUAACUGGUGCUCCUCGCUUCUGGAUAUUCUUCCUUGGACCAGCAAUUGUUUACACUUUGGACAAAGUGGUAUCAUUGCGUACGAAAUAUCUGGCUUUGGAUGUGCUAGAGACUGAGAUGUUGCCAUCAGAUGUCAUCAAAAUAAAAUUCUAUAGGCCGCCGAAUCUAAAAUAUCUAUCAGGACAAUGGGUACGGUUGGCAUGUACAGCUUUUAAAAAGGAAGAAUUUCAUUCAUUCACCUUAACAUCUUCACCUCAUGAAAAUUUCUUAUCAUGCCAUAUAAAAGCACAAGGACCAUGGACUUGGAAGCUCAGAAAUUAUUUUGACCCCUGCAAUUAUAAUCCCGAAACUCAACCUAAAAUAAGAAUCCAGGGACCAUUUGGAGGUGGUAACCAGGAUUGGUAUAAAUUUGAAGUAGCAGUGAUGGUUGGAGGCGGAAUCGGAGUGACACCUUACGCUUCCAUAUUAAAUGAUUUGGUUUUCGGAACUUCCACUAACCGGUACUCCGGUGUCGCGUGUAAGAAAGUAUACUUCCUUUGGAUAUGUCCGUCACACAAACACUUUGAAUGGUUUAUUGAUGUCCUUCGUGAUGUCGAGCGCAAGGACGUCACAAAUGUUCUCGAGAUACAUAUUUUCAUUACACAAUUCUUCCACAAAUUCGACCUGCGAACUACAAUGCUUUACAUCUGUGAAAAUCAUUUUCAAAGAUUGUCACGGACGUCUAUGUUCACUGGAUUAAAAGCGAUCAACCAUUUCGGUCGACCCGACAUGUCAUCGUUUCUUAAAUUUGUUCAAAAGAAGCACAGUUACGUAUCUAAAAUCGGUGUAUUUUCCUGUGGACCUCGCCCGCUCACCAAAUCUAUCAUGUCAGCAUGCGAACAAGUCAACAGAACAAGACGACUACCGUAUUUCAUACACCACUUCGAGAAUUUUGGAUAAAAAUAAUAUAGUAAAACUAAUAUAUUAUAUAAAUAAUAUUUGUAGCAAUCUUAGAUGCCCUUUAUUGAUAAUCUGUGGAAAGGUUAGGACUAAUUCCUGUAUGCCUAUCGCAAGGUUGCAUCGUCACAUAGAUACGAAAAGUCUCCCAUUUCUCAGUCAAUAACCAACUUGAUAACUAUAAUGUGAGAAGUAUUUUUUAUGAAAAAUUAAAAACGUUUCGUAUGUAGUGUGCGUACAAACUUAUGGUAAACGUACUACGUAUUUGUAACAUAAAAUGUUUUGUAUUUGUCAAUAACGAAACACUACCUGCCUGUCGAUUUUAAGUCAUCGUUUGAGAUGUAAUUAUUAAAAAGUCGUUAGCAAUUUAUAUGCUUUCUUUGCUUUUCUUUUUUAAUAUUAAUUAAUAUUCGUGUCAUAAAUUUAAGUUAUCCGAUCGUUUCGGUUCAGAUUUGUCUUCUUUAAGUCAUUAGUGCUUUCAAGUUUUUAAGUG
Molecule: messenger RNA, 5158 nt
Organism: Danaus plexippus (monarch butterfly)
Lineage: Eukaryota; Metazoa; Arthropoda; Insecta; Lepidoptera; Nymphalidae
Gene: Duox
Product: dual oxidase
Exons: 29
Coding region: 175-4668 (1497 amino acids)
Biological process (GO): response to oxidative stress; defense response; superoxide anion generation
Cellular component (GO): NADPH oxidase complex; plasma membrane
Molecular function (GO): heme binding; superoxide-generating NAD(P)H oxidase activity; peroxidase activity
Source: RefSeq, a predicted model, not a curated record